GCGAUCUAUUCCCAGAGUCAGAGAAGACAGACCGUCUCUAGUUUGCAGAACAUUUGCCAAAAUCAGGUCCGUGGACAAUGCUGCGAGUCAGGUGUCUCAGAGGUGGUAGCAGGGGGGCUGAAGCAGCCCAUCUGAUUGGAGCAAUGAUUGGCCGCACCGUGUCUGGUUGGGUGCAGAGGGCUUUCCAGAGCACUUCCAGCUCAGCUGCAGCUGCUCAGCCCCGUAUUGCAGUGGAGGAACCUGUUACUGACCUCGCACCCCAAGAGAGCCCGGUGUGCGCCUACAAUGAAUGGGACCCGUUGGAGGAAGUCAUUGUUGGACGACCCGAGAAUGCAUGUGUCCCUCCAUUCACUGUGGAGGUCAAGGCCAACACCUAUGAGAAGUACUGGCCCUUCUACCAAAAAUAUGGGGGCCAGCCUUUCCCCAAGGACCACUUGAAGAAAGCUGUUGCUGAAAUUGAGGAAAUGUGCAAUAUUCUCCGCCAUGAGGGUGUUACUGUGACAAGGCCAGAACCCCUUGACUGGUCUUUCGAAUACAAAACCCCAGAUUUUUCUUCUACUGGGAUGUAUGCUGCCAUGCCUAGAGAUAUCCUUAUUGUCAUUGGGGAGGAGAUUAUCGAGGCUCCAAUGGCAUGGAGGUCCCGGUUCUUUGAAUACAGAGCGUAUAGGCCUCUCAUCAAGGAUUACUUCAGGAGAGGGGCAAAGUGGACCACAGCUCCAAAACCUACCAUGUCUGAUGAGCUGUAUGAUCAGGACUACCCUAUUCGCACUGUGGAGGACAGGCACAAGCUAGCAGCCCAGGGCAAGUUUGUGACCACUGAGCAUGAGCCCUGCUUCGAUGCUGCUGAUUUCAUAAGGGCUGGGACAGAUAUCUUUGUGCAAAGGAGUCAGGUUACAAAUUACAUGGGUAUUGAAUGGAUGCGUCGUCACCUUGCCCCGACAUACAAAGUGCACAUCAUUUCCUUUAAGGACCCCAAUCCCAUGCACAUUGAUGCCACUUUCAACAUUAUUGGUCCUGGCCUGGUGCUGUCCAAUCCUGAUCGCCCAUGUCGCCAGAUUGAGAUGUUUGAGAAGGCAGGCUGGACAGUGGUAAAACCCCCAACACCUCUGAUUCCAGAUGAUCAUCCUCUGUGGAUGUCCUCAAAAUGGCUGUCCAUGAAUGUCCUGAUGCUGGAUGAUAAACGAGUCAUGGUUGAUGCCAAUGAGACCACCAUCCAUAAAAUGUUUGAGAGUCUUGGCAUUAAAACAGUCAAGGUGAGCAUCCGUCAUGCCAAUUCCCUUGGAGGUGGCUUCCAUUGCUGGACAACUGAUGUUCGUCGUCGUGGUACCCUGCAGUCUUACUUCCAUUAGCCAUGCCAGAAAGUAGCAGUUGUUAUUGAGCUUUGAAUGUUAUCUAAAAAAUAAUCAAUGAUACAUUUUUUUGCUCUUACUAAAAGGCCUAAACUACUGCAAGUUGAUUUCACAAAGCUGUGUGUGUUGAAGCUUUUGCAAAAAUUGACGUAAGAAACAGCAACAAUAAGACAACCACAUUACUAUUAACAUCUCAAUAAUUACUGCAUUUCUGGCCAGCUAUGGUUUAACAUCUAUUGUAAGCGUGACUGCUGUCAUUUGUAAAUUGGGCAGGGUACAUUUUUGGUAUGAAUAUCAGGACAAAUGAACAUGGGGGUCGUUUUCUACCUCCUUUGCAAAAUCCAGCAGAUAUUACUGAAUGUCUUAAUGAUUAUACAGUGAACCUCUUUUUUUAAUUUUGUAUCUAUUUUCUAAAGUAUUAUUUAAUGUUGUCAUAGCAGGUCAUAACAAUUUUCACUGUAACCUUAUUUGAAAAAAGAACACAACACUAAUGUAAAUAUUUUAUAUUGUUAUUGGCAUAUAUAUCCCCAAAAUACUUUUUUAUACAUUUGCAUAACAAAUUGAAGGUCCAUAUCAAAUAUACCUUUUGCCUCAAUGGUCAUCUGCAAUAACAGGUCUGAGCCAGGUAUAGUCAAUCUAACCAUGCUUUGCUGCAGUCAUAGGGAAUUCUUAAAUCUGCAUGCGCUUAUUAGGACUAUUUCCUGAAUAUAGUGGAUUUCCUCUUUGCAUUUAAGGUAAUACUGUCAUUUAAUUCUUCCAUGCAAUCAUUCAGAAGGCCAGACAGUGGUUUUCAGAAAAGAUUGCGUGAAAGGAGAGGAUGGAAUAUGUCAAUGGCUUUAGGUUGCUUUAUGAUGUUUUCUAAACAACCAAAUUAAAAACAAACUUAUAAAAGUUA
Alosa alosa (allis shad) is the source of this 2244-nucleotide messenger RNA. It is a transcript of the gene gatm, whose product is annotated as glycine amidinotransferase (L-arginine:glycine amidinotransferase). NCBI's taxonomy places the organism in Eukaryota, Metazoa, Chordata, Actinopteri, Clupeiformes, Clupeidae. Gene Ontology annotation, cellular component: mitochondrion. Gene Ontology annotation, molecular function: amidinotransferase activity. The transcript is spliced from 9 exons. The record is from RefSeq and is a predicted model, not a curated record. The coding region runs from base 78 to 1349 and encodes 423 amino acids.